AAGUAUGAAAAUACCUUAAAAGGUUAGAUGGCAAAAGAUUUGGAAAGUGCAUUUACCGCGGAAAGUAGUAAAAAACCAGCGAAAAUACAACAAACUUGUGCGAUCUUCUGGUGAGAGACCACACUGGUAUUUUAGCGCUCCAGGUACUAUUUCGGCGGAUACUGACAACAUCAGAUCGGUCUAUAUGGUAGCUAUAUGUAAAUAUGGCCUGAUAUGAACCAUAUUAAGUUCGGAUAUCGAUGGCCUUAAUAAACCCCCUUUUCCAAAUUACAGCGAAAUUGGAUAACAAAUGCGUUUUUUAUGGGCUCAAGACCCUAAAUCUAUAUGGCAGCUAUAUCCAAAUAUAGUCCGAUAUAGCCCAUUUAAGAACUUAACCUGCGUUUAGAAAACAUACGGGUCUGUGCCUAAUUUAAGCAAAAUGUUGAAAUCUGUUGUGAUUAUAGCAGAUGGACUCACAGGCGGACAGACAGACAACUUAGGGGAGUGGUAUUGAAAACAAUUAAGGAUUUUGUAAGUAGCACGGAAUUACAAUACUAACUUAAAAUUUUCUUUUUCGAGGUUACUUUAUAGUAACCGAUUACUGGCUUAGGUGUAAGGUUCUAAGCCCUUCGGUAUACUUAAUAAUGGGUCUAGCUCGUCUCCGUAGCCUUGGAAAAUUUCACAAAGCUAAAAUAACCUAUACCACAGUGGUGAAGGGUUUAAUUAUUUUAAAAAAAAGUAAAAUGGAAUAAAUGAAAUUUGCUUCUACACUCAUAAACCAUUUGAUUCGUUAUCAGAACUCGGAAUCUUUGUUCCUUCUUCGAUUUCUGACGCUUUGUUUUGAAAUGUAUUUCUGCUCUUAAUUUUCCAUCGCAAAAGAAGCUCCAUUUUAUCUUUUUCUUGUACUUUGUUUUGUAUCACAAAAUGGUCCUCCAUACUAUUUUACCAUAUCUGGCCAAACAUCUUUCAUCUCUCACUCUCUCUUCUUUGAAUCACUCUCAUAAAGCUUUCUUUGAAUGAGAGAAAACCAACAAUAAUUCCAAAUAACCACCCAAAUAGACAGACAGGUGUAUGGUGAAUGUAUGACAAUGAUGUCGACGACGACGAUGGCGAUGACGAUGGACUCCGGUUCGAAUUUAUUUAUUACACAACCAUAGCAGCCACACUACAACGGAGAUAAUACUCCCCUCUUUUGAAGCCACUAUCAUCAAGAGAGGCCAUUUAAUCAUUCAUAUUGGAAGCUAAGGUUCUGAAACGCCAAAGAGACGAGAAAGGAGGUAGGUUGGCAGGAAGCAGGAAGAUAGGAAACGGAAAUAUUGCAGGGGUUUCGAAAUAGAAACAUGACUACUACAACUUCGGUUCCUACAGCCACAAAUAGUAGUAGUAGCAGCAACAAUAACAAUACCGCCACCACAAAUACCAACAGCGCAACCAAAGCCACCACCGAAACCAAUAACAACAACCAAACCGAAGCCACCUCCUCGAACGCCAAUUCACCAUUAUCAAACAACGAUAUGAACUCGAUAAAAAUCGAAAAUAAUUCGGGUAAUCUACCACAAUCUACAAACACAACUACAACAUCGACCAGCACCACCGAUAGCACAGCAACUACUCCGCCCACCGCCCAAAGAGCUGUAACCAUAACACCCAUUCUUAAUCAUCCGGGACCUUCGUUAACACCGGGAAAUUUCUCACGUACCAUGCAAACAGAUGAGGAUUUUAAUAUACGUUUUGUGAAUCUUGUGAGAAAUCACAAAUGUUUGUAUGACAAAAAGGUGCCCGAAUAUCGAAAUCGUGAUAAUCAAGAGAAGGCUUGGUAUCAAAUAUCGCUGGAAACUAAGGAGAGUGUAAUUCAUUGCAAGGAACGCUGGCGCAAUCUACGAGCCUGCCUUUCCCGCUAUAUCAAACAACAGAGUGGCAAUGAUCCUCAACACAAACCCUACUACCUUACAGAGCACAUGGCAUUUCUGCUACCAUUUCUCAAAUCCACCCGUAACUCACUGGAUGGCAACAGUAGCCUAGCAACCCUAUAUCAAUAUUCGCAACAACAACAGCAAUUGCAGCAGCAGCAACAAAAUAAUGCAAUAUCCACCACAUUACAGGGCAUGUCACAGUCAUCCCAGACAUCCCAGUUAAAGUUCAACAAUCAUCAUUUGGGUGUAAAACAUUCGCUGUCCGAUAAUGAGGAUGAGGAGACUAUAGAUGCUUUUGAUCCAGCCAUAACGGCCAGCCUGCAUAUGCAACAGCAUGUGAAUAGAUCCUCAACACCUUUGAGCGAUACGGCUAGUGCCAAUACCAUGCAGAAUUUCAUACCUGAUGUACAGCUCUCCGAGCUAAGGACACCCGAUGGGGUGGCAGCAGAAAUGUCCUAUGCCAACUCGAAUAUCCGCCAAGACUCCCAUCAUGAUUUUCUUCAUGAGCCAAAGCGCAUAAAAACCGAGUGCCAUGCCAGUGAGGCCACUACCACCGCUCAAUUGCAUAUGUAUGCGGGCGAACAAGCCGAUAUGGAAUUCUUCCGCAGCAUAUUGCCGGACAUUUCCGGUCUGACACCGCAUCAGAAGCGCAAAUUGAAAAUUGGCAUACUGGAGCUGAUAGAUGAUGUGGUGGAUCGCUAUCCGCUUGAACGAAGUAGUACAAAUAACAAUGCUAACGUGACUAGUCAAACCCCUAAUAGUAAUGCGAGUAAGUCGCGAAGAAAUUCCUCCAGAGCAGAUUGGCACAAGUAGAUGAAUUGCGGGAGGGAUGCAGCAUCUUCUAAUCACCCUAUUUAGUCUAAAUUCUAUUCUAAUUAUACAAAAGAAAAAAAAAACAUGAUUGCGUAUACAUACAAACAAACAAAAAAUACAAACAUACAUAUAUGAUAAUGUUGCUCAACAACAACUGUAGGUGUAAUGUAUUCAAAUUUGUUGUUCUUUUUUUAAUAUUAUUAUUAUUAUUAUUAUUUCAGUCUAAAAGAUGUGAGAAUAAAAUUAAAAGUGUUUUAAAAAAAAAGUUUACAAUUAAGGCAAAUUUUUUCUUGAUAAGUUUUGUGGGAGCAUGAUGCGAAACGACAAAUCAAUCGAAUAAUAGAUAGAGAGAUAUAGAAUUAAAUGCAGCAGCAAAUCAAAUAGAUUGUUGAUAAUAACAAUGAACAAGGGAGCCCCCCACAACACUGUUGAGGGCAAAACAAAAUCAAUGCUUUUUUUUUCUUUUCGAUGAAUUAUGUGUUUUGUGAAUAUAAAAAUAUCUCGCCGUGUUGUACACACGGCAAAAGGACUUUGAACUUAGAAAUUAAAAAAAAAAAACAUAA
Molecule: messenger RNA, 3268 nt
Organism: Stomoxys calcitrans (stable fly)
Lineage: Eukaryota; Metazoa; Arthropoda; Insecta; Diptera; Muscidae
Exons: 3
Coding region: 1320-2705 (461 amino acids)
Biological process (GO): regulation of transcription by RNA polymerase II
Cellular component (GO): transcription regulator complex; nucleus
Molecular function (GO): DNA binding
Source: RefSeq, a predicted model, not a curated record